CAUUUAUUCUUAUUUACCAAGACUUAAAAAUUAUUUAAACUUUUCAAAACCACAAAUAUGUAACUCAUCCAAUACUUUCGGGUGUCCCUGUGUACUUUCAAUGACCAUAACAUAGCUUUUUCUACAUCUCUAAUUCCAGUCAGUCUCCAAAAUGCGCGUGCUUCUACUCACUCUGGCCGCAGUGUCCGUGGCGCAGGCGCGGCCCGGCAUCUUCACCCCCUUGCACUUCAGCGCCCCCCUGCACGCAGUUGCCGCCCCCGUGCACCCGCUAGGUGUGGAGUACGUGGACGCCGCGCCCCCGGUGGUGCGCCCCCACCCCGCUGUCGAGCUGAAUGCGGAAAGUGAAGCGCUUCUGCCGCGCGAGCUGAUCAAGUCCAGGGACUUCUAUGAUAACCCUGCUAUAGCUGCUGGUCUGGCCAAGGAGUCGUGGUUCACGAACAAGGAGAUGCGCGUGGUGGAGCGCGAGGCGGAGAAGAUCCCCCGAGAGAGGAUCUACCACAUCGUCAAGAGCGCCGGCUUCUUGGACCGCCACUAGAAUGUUUUAGAUGAAAUUCUAUCUAUCGAUAGCUGACAGUUACUUUCAUACGGUUUUGACAAAUUUGAAAAUUGUGUGAUAACUAUCAGCUAUAUAUAGAUAGAGUAUUGAAACGGGCAGUUUGUCAGCCUGUGUCUCGCUAUACAG
Plutella xylostella (diamondback moth) is the source of this 682-nucleotide messenger RNA. RefSeq lists its product as uncharacterized. The record is from RefSeq and is a predicted model, not a curated record. Lineage: Eukaryota; Metazoa; Arthropoda; Insecta; Lepidoptera; Plutellidae.